Messenger RNA from Fulvia fulva, 999 nucleotides. RefSeq lists its product as uncharacterized. NCBI's taxonomy places the organism in Eukaryota, Fungi, Ascomycota, Dothideomycetes, Mycosphaerellales, Mycosphaerellaceae. The transcript is spliced from 5 exons. The coding region runs from base 1 to 999 and encodes 332 amino acids. The record is from RefSeq and is a predicted model, not a curated record.
AUGGGCCAGACAGAGCGCCCGGAUGGCGAGCGGCUCUGCGACUACAUCUCACGCACGACUAUGCGCCAACUGACGAUGGAAACAUCUCUUGAAGAUCACUUGCACAAAUGCCACCAACAGGACCAAUCGCCUCUUUUCGGCCAGCUGCCAAAGGAGAUCCGAGACCUGAUUUUCUCGUUCGCCACGGAUCAGUACGAAGACAUGCAGAACAAAUACAGCGAGACUGCUUUUCACUAUCGACCCGGUAAUAGAGGUCCUCUGACAACCAGCACCAGUCUCCUCUCGACGUGCAGAAGAAUCUGGCUCGAGACCAGCCAACUACCCAUUCGCAAAUCGAAGAUCACCAUGUGGUUUGAAGACAAUCGCGGUCCACCAGCCUCGGAUCAGCCCAAAUAUGAAUUCUCCCGUGCUUGGACAAGUCUGAACAAGAGGAACUUCAACUCUAUCCACGUAUUCGCCCAAAAGCACGAGCUUGAUCGGAUGUUCCAUGGCCGCCGAUUGAAUUGGGCCCAUCAACAGAUAAUCCCUCGAGUCCUUCGAGUGACGAUGCGUCACACCGACUGGAACAGAUGGGAAGAUCCUUUGCCGCUUGAUUCCAGCCACUUUUGGCUGCAGAGAGCUCUGUAUAACCAUGAUUUGAGCACGAUUGACACAUUUCAUCUGGAGCUGGAAACGCUCGAAACAUACAAAGACCAAUUGCAGGUCAUCAUUGACCGCUUGAUGGACAUUCACGGUGCGCCUAGACCCUUAGAUCCGGUCACCGCACUCAUUAGGAGUGCGGAGCCGUACUUCUGGCACUGGGAUGGGCCGCCUACCAUCAACGAAGAGAUAUACCCUGCCCAUGCAGGCAUGGCCAGGCUACAGUAUCGUGUUGCAGUCAUGACAUGGAGAGCCAAACGCUCUGAGCCAGGCACCGUGCCGCCGCCCGCGACAGCCCAGCAUGGAGGUCGCCGCCGCCCCCUCGAUCCGCAAUGGAUUACUGGUCCGCCCGGACCAUGA